AUGCCACCCAAGAAGGCCCACAAAAAGACGGCUCCUGGAUCCACACCGCCCUCGGCGAAGAAGGAACAGAAUGUUCCGACAACGGUUGUUAACGAGAAGGAGACCAAGAAGCAGGCUUUUGUGGUCCGGACCAUCUGGACGCUGCUGAUGAUAUUUGGGAUGUUUUCCAUAAUUGGUGCUGGACACAUAUGGACAAUUGCCCUUGUUCUUGUGCUUCAAACCCUUGUUUUCAAAGAGUGUAUCACCAUCACCACCGAGACUGCGCGACUUCAGAAUCUUCCCUUCACGAAAACUUUGAACUGGUACUUUCUGUUCACCUCGAUCUACUACCUGGAUGGCAAGUCACUGAUGUCCUACUUCACCACUCUGUUUCUGAAAACAAACGUUCCAAUCGCAAUAAUAAGAAGCAUGACUGCCCAUCACAAGUUCAUCGCAUACUGUCUCUAUGUGCUUGGAUUUGUGUUUUUCGUGGCUAGUUUGAAGAAGGGUUACUACAAAUUUCAAUUUGCCCAGUUGUGUAUUACCCAUAUGACUUUGCUGCUUGUGGUGUUGCAAUCAUAUUGUAUCAUCAGCAACAUCAUCCAAGGGAUGAUCUGGUUCUUGCUUCCCGUUGGUUUGGUCAUUACUAACGAUAUUUUCGCCUAUAUUUGCGGAAUCACCUUUGGAAGAACGCAACUUAUCGCGAUCUCUCCUAAGAAGACCGUCGAGGGCUUUGUUGGUGCCUGGUUUUUUACCGGAUUGAUGUCUGUUGGACUCGCCUAUUUUUUGAGCAAUUACAGCUUCUUCAUCUGUCCUGCGGAAGGCGAUUUGAGCGUCUCCGUGCUAUCCGGUUUGACCUGUGAUCCAAACCCUGUCUUCAUUGAACAAAUCUUCAAGCUGCCCCCCGACCUGGCCAAGCUGAUUGGUAGAGAUUUUGUGUCUUUCAAGCCUAUCUACUUCCACGCCAUGAUUCUGGCCACGUUUGCGUCACUCAUUGCUCCUUUUGGGGGCUUCUUCGCAUCUGGCUUGAAAAGAGCCUUCAAAGCCAAGGACUUUGGAAACACUAUUCCCGGCCAUGGUGGAAUCACUGAUCGUAUGGACUGUCAGUUCAUGAUGGGUUCUUUCAGUUACCUCUACUAUGAGACAUUCAUCUCUACCCACAGGCUGACUUUGGGUUCCUUGUUACAAACGGUUGUCAUCAACUUGAACCCCGAUGAAAUUUUGAUGCUGGUUCAAUCCUUGCACAGUUACUUGAACAAGAUUGGUGUCAUUGACGACAAGGUGUACAAGAAACUGGAGCAAUUGCUGCAAUAG
Messenger RNA from Kuraishia capsulata CBS 1993, 1293 nucleotides. RefSeq lists its product as uncharacterized. The record is from RefSeq and is a predicted model, not a curated record. Gene Ontology annotation, molecular function: phosphatidate cytidylyltransferase activity. Gene Ontology annotation, cellular component: endoplasmic reticulum membrane. The coding region runs from base 1 to 1293 and encodes 430 amino acids. Lineage: Eukaryota; Fungi; Ascomycota; Pichiomycetes; Pichiales; Pichiaceae. The transcript has a single exon.